UUGUACUCUCUUGCAUUCAGUUACAGACGCAUGAGCUGAAAGGCAGCGAGUGGUGCUGAGAUUUCAGUCCUGCCCUGGGACUUUAUGCUAACAUGGUCUUGCGAGGGCUGGCUCUGGCCUUUCUUCUGGUCCUUGCACCUCUGAGGGCUGCACAGGGAGAGGAAGAGUCUAGUCCUAAAGCCGAAGGAGUACCCCAGGAAACAGAAAUGUGCCAAAGGCCCCGGUGGGAUCGAAGACUCCAGCUGGCACCAGACCACACAACCUACAAAAAGAAUGAAGAAGUCAUGCUGAGCUGCCCUGAGGGUCUCCAUCCAUCCUUCUCCCAAGUCAAAUGUGCAAGUGAAGUCCAGUCUAUCAGUCAUGGGAAACCUGUAUACAGAGAAGUUUGGAUGGGGAGCAAUGGCACAGGUGGCUGGAUCCGCAUUCGAUCUAACGUGGAGUGCGUUGAACUUCUCCAGGUUGUCCCUGGUACCUCGGAGGUUUCUGCCACCAGCAUCAAACUGAACUGGACCUGCAGGUUCCCUGACGCCUGCCAGCACAUGCGGGCCAUGUGCCGUCUGGCUGGGCCUUCCUCCCCUCCCUGUGAGGCCAAGGAGGUCACGGGAGAGGAGAUGCUACAGGGCCAGAAGGGAACAUUCACCUGCCCCCCUCUGCAGCCCUUCACUGUCUACAGCGUCACCAUCUCCUUGCCCCCCAGCACGGUCCUGUUCACGUGGCAAUUCCAGACAGAGGAAACAGUGCCGGACAAACCAGAGAAUCUGUCACUGGAUCCCAGCACCGGGUUGCUCAGGUGGAAGGCGCUGCCCUCCUGCAAAGGGCAGAUCCUUGGAUACCAGCUGAGCAUCACGGCCAGGAGUGCGCACGAGGCCGGCUUCCUGGAGAUUGAGCGGCUGAGGGUGAACAGCUCUGUCACCGAGUACACGCUGCCGGACCACCGACCCGGGCGCACGUACGUGGUGACGGUGCAGGGCCUCACGGCUGCCGGUGCCGGGGCUGUGUCACGCCAGGAAUUUCUCAGCAGCGGCUUGGAGACCUCCGCCCCUCUCAACGUCAGCUCCUGCGGCGCUCGUGACAUCUCCCCAUCCCAAGGGACGGUCGUGCUUCCCCUGCGCCCCAUCACCCAGCCCCACGGGGCAGUGAGGGAGCACCAGCUCAUUGUCGCUGUGACCCAGGACACCGCUACGGUGGCAGGCGUGUGCUCAGGGGAGCUGCAGCCCUUCGACGCCAGCCUGCAGCACCGUGCCUACGUGGCCGCGGUGCUCAACCUCACGGCCCCCACCGACUUUGUGCUGGGUGACGGGACUCGCCAGCACGGUUACUACAACGCUCCCCUCCAGCCGGACGGGAACUACACGGUCCUUCUCCGCCUCGUUCACCGCCAGCAGCAGGCAGAGAAGUUCACCUGUGUUUGCUACAGCUUCUCUGGGCAAGCCCCGGCCCCAUGGCCCUGGACUGCGGUCACAGUGGUUCUUGUGCUCUUGGUGUUGGCCUUCCUGUUUGCAGGGAUCCUGUGGUUUGUGCUGUCCAGGAAAAAGAAGGCCUUGAUCAGCCAACGCAAGGAGAACAAUUAAAAAGGAUGGCAGGAGACAGGCAGAGCAGUGAGGGAGUGGAGAAGAAGAGCAGGACAUCUCUGGCUUGAUGCUGAUGGCAGCCGGCUCCCCAGGCGCUCCUAUGACUGUGAUCAGCCUGGGAGCCUUCAUCUGGUUCAGCAGAGCAAGAGGAAAACAGGAGGCCAAGGAAAGGCUGUGAGCUUUCUGUUCCCUGAACCCUCUACCUUGCCCCGUCCUUCACUUACUGAUGUUGUGAUGCCUGGCGUACUUUGAUGAGACUUCUUAUAGUUCCUUUUUUUGAGACUUUGCUUUCUUUUUUGCUUUCCUGGAAGCAGGAACUGGAAACAAGGCUUCCUAGCCAUUGAAUUGUAUGGGCUCAGGCUGAAGUUUGGCUUGUGCUGCUGCCUCCAGCUGGGCUCCCAACCCCUCUCCCUGCUCCAUAUGCUGAUAUCCAGCCACACCCCUGGCUCUGCUCAAAUUUGGCCCUCAUCAUUCUGCCUGCUGUGUCCAGAAAACCAAUAAAGGCUUGUGGUUUGGAGGGGGCUGCCCUCUUGCCCUGC
Messenger RNA from Dromaius novaehollandiae (emu), 2110 nucleotides. RefSeq lists its product as uncharacterized. The transcript is spliced from 11 exons. The coding region runs from base 93 to 1571 and encodes 492 amino acids. The record is from RefSeq and is a predicted model, not a curated record. Lineage: Eukaryota; Metazoa; Chordata; Aves; Casuariiformes; Dromaiidae. Gene Ontology annotation, molecular function: protein binding.